AUGGGAAGAAAGAGUAAUGGUCGAAAAAGAAUUGACAUGGUGAAGAUACAAAAUGAGAGAAACUUACAAGCGAGUUUCUCUAAACGACACGAUGGCCUCUUCAAGAAGGCUAGUGAACUUUGUACACUAAGUGGUGCUGAAGUUGCCUUAGUGGUAUUUUCCCCAGGCAACAAAGUUUACUCGUUUGGCCACCCCUCUGUGGAUUUGGUCAUGGAUAGGUUCCUGCCAGGGAACUCUCCUAACCAGCUUAUUGAGGCUCAUCGAAAUGGUUGCGUUGGUGAGGUCAAUAUGGAGGAGCUGAUCGACAAAGAAGGGAGAUUAGAAAUGGAGAGAAGUCGCACAGAAGCCUUACAAGGAAUUAGGAGGGGUGCUACUUCAGACAAGCGUUGGUGGGAAGCUCCAAUUGAAGAGCUAAACUUUUUUCAACUUCAACAAGUAGCAGAGGCAAUGGAAAUGACAAAGGAUNAUCUGCUGGAAUCUGCAGACAUUGAAACUCAUUCUCUGGCUGUAGGAACCAAAGUAGGAGUAUUACGGGCUAACUGA
Nicotiana tabacum (common tobacco) is the source of this 543-nucleotide messenger RNA. RefSeq names its product agamous-like MADS-box protein AGL62. Gene Ontology annotation, biological process: regulation of transcription by RNA polymerase II. NCBI's taxonomy places the organism in Eukaryota, Viridiplantae, Streptophyta, Magnoliopsida, Solanales, Solanaceae. The record is from RefSeq and is a predicted model, not a curated record. Gene Ontology annotation, molecular function: DNA-binding transcription factor activity, RNA polymerase II-specific; RNA polymerase II cis-regulatory region sequence-specific DNA binding; protein dimerization activity.